Messenger RNA from Sitophilus oryzae (rice weevil), 565 nucleotides. RefSeq names its product piezo-type mechanosensitive ion channel component 2-like. The record is from RefSeq and is a predicted model, not a curated record. Lineage: Eukaryota; Metazoa; Arthropoda; Insecta; Coleoptera; Curculionidae. The transcript is spliced from 4 exons. The coding region runs from base 59 to 565 and encodes 168 amino acids.
AUAAACGUCAAAAAUUAAUCUUUAAAAUGUCAGUUUAAGUAAAGAUAAUUACUUAAAAAUGGCUUAUUACUGGAUAUCGGGUUUUUUCUUUAGAAUCGUGUUUCCAUCUUUAAUAAUUUUUGUUUUGUACUUACGGCCCACGAUAACAACUUAUAUUUAUUUGUUGAUGGCCCUCUACAUGCCCUUUUUCUCGGUGCCUAGCCCAGUGUCAAUGGCGCGAGAAACGGGAGUUUAUGUUAAGAUGUUUGUUGUUGUCAGUUUGCUGACAUCUUUGUCCGUUUUCGGUUUGUUUUUCAUCCUGUUCUUCCCACGGACGACCGGCUACGAAAUAGAGAAUUGCAGCUUCAUGGAGACAGCUCUGCGUACAUAUGGAGUUAUUCAGUUUCGUGACUUGCCAAGCGGAAAUACUGCUAUACAGUGGUUAUUACCAGUUAUUUUUCAAUAUUUCUGCUAUGAACUGCUCAUCAUGUUCGACGACUGGGAAAUGUUCGGCAGGAGGUUUAGAGGUCGCGAAGCGUUACCAGCUUCAUUAAAUGACCUUCGCUUGGCUCUUAAAGAAGAAUAG